AUGUUUUCUCUAACGAUUUGGUUCAGUUUUCUCUCAGUCGUGGGGGCGAUUCCGGGUGCUCAGUUUCCUCAUGCGACUCCAGCUCCUUACUACGACGCUCGAUCGAAUUCCGGAUCUCAUAGUAAGAGCUGGAUAAAUUAUACUGCUGUGCCGGGAUUCUUUUUACAAGAUGAAGCGACGACUGUUCCGUCGACUUUCGAUUAUACUCAAUGGAAUUUUGGUCUUCUAAAUCGAACUUACCCUACGGAUUCCCAUGCCUCUAAAAAUACAAGUCAAUGGGAAAGAUUUGAGAAAUAUCAUAAUGCUGCUGAGACUUAUUAUGGAACUCCUGCUUGGAAUUGCUACUAUUCCGAAAUGGAUGGUAAUGCCACGGUCACAUGGGCAGAUGCUCAUUUGGAUCCUAACGGGAUUACCCAAGCUCAAAAAGCAUCAAACUACUGGCUUUCCCGCAUUCAACUCCAAAACAUCCCACUUCCACAAUCUUACUAUACCUCUCCACUCUAUCGCUGUCUUCAAACUUCCAACAUUACAUUCUCUACCCUCCCUCUUCCUAAAUCUCGUCCCUUCAAACCACUGGUCAAAGAACUUCUCCGAGAAGGUAUUUCAGGUCAUACUUGUGAUCGAAGAAGCAACCGCACUUUCAUCCAUGAAUCAUUCCCCUCAUAUAAAAUUGAGAAAGGGUUCCUAGAGAAUGAUCCAUUUUGGAAGGCAUUGGAGGGUGAAAUUUCUAUCGAUCAGGAUGUUAGAAGCAAGAAGGUUUUGGAUGAUGUUUUUGGAAGUGAUGAUCAUACAUGGUUGAGUAUUACAAGUCAUUCGGGAGAGAUUGCUAGUAUUUUGAGAGUUCUUCACCACCAAGUCUUCAGCUUAGUAACCGGAUCCAUCAUCCCCGUCUUGGUAAAAGCCGAGACGAUUUCCGGAAGCCCUACUUCCACUUCCUCUCUACCCUGGACAACCAUAUCGACAUGUACUAGUCCUCCAGCCAACACAGCUACCUCAUAA
This is a messenger RNA of Botrytis porri, 999 nucleotides long. RefSeq lists its product as uncharacterized. Gene Ontology annotation, molecular function: phosphatase activity. Lineage: Eukaryota; Fungi; Ascomycota; Leotiomycetes; Helotiales; Sclerotiniaceae. The transcript has 8 exons. Gene Ontology annotation, cellular component: cytoplasm. The record is from RefSeq and is a predicted model, not a curated record. The coding region runs from base 1 to 999 and encodes 332 amino acids.